Molecule: messenger RNA, 5687 nt
Organism: Vombatus ursinus (common wombat)
Lineage: Eukaryota; Metazoa; Chordata; Mammalia; Diprotodontia; Vombatidae
Gene: KIF16B
Product: kinesin family member 16B
Exons: 23
Coding region: 36-5672 (1878 amino acids)
Biological process (GO): microtubule-based movement
Molecular function (GO): microtubule motor activity; microtubule binding; phosphatidylinositol binding
Source: RefSeq, a predicted model, not a curated record
GGGCCGAGCCAGUGCUGGCCGGGCAGGGAUGAGCCAUGGCAUCAGUCAAAGUGGCCGUGAGAGUCAGGCCCAUGAACCGAAGGGAAAAAGAUUUGGAGGCCAAGUUUAUUAUUCACAUGGAAAAAAACAAAACAACAAUCACAAAUUUAAAGAUUCCAGAGGGAGGGACUGGAGAUACAGGAAGAGAACGUACCAAAACCUUUACCUAUGACUUUUCCUUCUGUUCUGCUGAUUCUAAAAGUCCAAAUUAUGUUUCUCAAGAAAUGGUUUUCACAAAUCUUGGCACUGAUGUCUUACAGUCUGCAUUCGAAGGUUAUAAUGCUUGUGUCUUUGCCUAUGGGCAAACCGGAUCAGGGAAGUCUUACACUAUGAUGGGAAAUACUGGUGAUUCUGGCUUAAUACCUCGAAUUUGUGAAGGUUUGUUCAGUCGUAUAAAUGAAACUACAAAAUGGGAUGAAGCAUCUUUUCGAACCGAAGUCAGUUACCUUGAGAUCUAUAAUGAACGUGUGAGAGAUCUGCUUAGGCGGAAGUCAUCAAAAACCUACAAUUUGAGAGUUCGUGAGCAUCCCAAAGAAGGACCUUAUGUUGAGGACUUGUCAAAACAUUUAGUACAGAAUUACAGUGAUGUAGAAGAACUAAUGGAUGCAGGAAAUAUAAAUCGAACCACUGCCGCGACAGGGAUGAAUGAUGUUAGCAGCAGGUCUCAUGCCAUUUUCACCAUCAACUUCACUCAGGCAAAAUUUGAUUCCGAAAUGCCGUGUGAAACUGUGAGCAAGAUCCACUUGGUUGAUCUGGCGGGGAGUGAGAGAGCAGAUGCCACGGGCGCUACUGGGGUGCGAUUGAAGGAAGGAGGGAACAUUAACAAAUCCCUCGUUACUCUGGGAAAUGUCAUUUCUGCCUUAGCUGAUUUAUCUCAGGAUGCUGCAAACCCUCUUGUAAAGAAGAAGCAAGUAUUCGUGCCUUACCGGGACUCUGUUUUGACUUGGUUGCUAAAAGAUAGCCUUGGAGGAAACUCUAAAACUAUCAUGAUUGCCACUAUUUCACCUGCCGAUGUCAAUUAUGGAGAAACCCUAAGUACUCUUCGAUAUGCAAAUAGAGCCAAAAACAUCAUCAACAAGCCUACCAUUAAUGAGGAUCCUAACGUCAAACUCAUUCGUGAGCUUCGAGCCGAAAUAGCCAGACUAAAAACUCUGCUUGCUCAAGGGAAUCAGAUUGCACUAUUGGACUCACCAACAGCUUUAAGUAUGGAAGAGAAACUCCAGCAGAAUGAAGCAAGAGUACAAGAAUUGACCAAAGAAUGGACAAACAAGUGGAAUGAAACUCAAAAUAUUUUGAAAGAACAAACGUUAGCCCUGAGGAAAGAAGGAAUUGGAGUUGUUCUAGAUUCUGAGCUGCCUCAUCUGAUUGGCAUUGAUGAUGACCUUCUGAGUACUGGAAUAAUCUUAUAUCACUUGAAGGAAGGUCAAACUUAUGUUGGCAGAGAAGAUGCUUCAACAGAACAAGAUAUUGUUCUUCACGGCCUGGAUUUGGAAAGUGAGCACUGUGUCUUUGAAAAUGUCAAUGGAACAGUGACUUUAAUACCACUGAAUGGAUCUCAAUGCUCUGUGAAUGGGAUUCAGAUCCUAGAAGCUACACACCUGAAUCAAGGUGCUGUUAUACUUCUCGGGAGAACCAACAUGUUUCGCUUUAACCACCCCAAGGAAGCUGCCAAACUUAGGGAAAAGAGAAAGAGUGGACUUUUGUCUUCCUUCAGUUUGUCAAUGACUGACCUCUCAAAAUCAUGUGAAAAUCUCUCAGCUGUCAUGUUGUAUAACCCAGGGCUUGAAUUUGAGAGGCAACAGCGUGAGGAACUGGAAAAAUUAGAAAAUAAAAGGAAACUCAUUGAAGAAAUGGAAGAAAAACAAAAAUCAGACAAAGCAAAAUUAGAACGAAUGCAACAAGAAGUAGAGUCACAACGCAAGGAAACGGAAAUAGUACAGCGACAGAUCCGGAAACAGGAGGAGAGCUUGAAACGCCGUAGCUUUCAUAUUGAGAGUCGGCUGAAAGAUCUGCUAGCUGAAAAAGAAAAAUUUGAAGAGGAACGGCUCAGAGAGCAGCAGGAGAUCGAGCUUCAGAAGAAAAGGCAAGAAGAAGAGAGCUUUCUCAAGGUCAAAGAAGAACUCCAGCGGCUACAAGAGCUCCAUAACAAUGAAAAGGCAGAGAAGAUACAGAUAUUCCAAGAACUUGACAGACUUAAAAAGGAAAAAGAUGAGCAAUGUGCCAAGCUUGAACUAGAAAAAAAGAGACUUGAAGAACAGGAAAAAGAGCAGCUGAUGCUUGUUGCCCAUCUUGAAGAAGAAGUCAGGGAGAAACAAGAUAUGAUCCAACUCCUAAAACGUGGCGAUGUCCAACGGCUAGAAGAAGAGAUUAGGGACCUUGAAGAAAUCAGAGGAUGUCUUUUGAAAUUUAAAGAAGGCCGGUCUGAGGGGGAAGAAGAUGGUGAAGAAUUAGAGAAAGCACAACUUAAUUUCCUGAACUUCAAGAGAAAGCAACUUGCACAGUUGACUAGUUUGGAGAAGGACCUAGUUCAGCAGCAGGAUCUCCUUGAAAAAGAAGUGGCAGAUGAAUGGGAAAUUCUAGAGUGUUUAACAGGUACCACUGAAGAUUUGAAUUUGCUUGAAGUAAAUGAUGAAACUCACUUGAAGGCAACACAGGUGGCCCAGGACUUGGAGAAAAUAAAGCCAACAGAAUACAGACUGCAGUAUAAAAAACGUCAGCUUCAGUACCUCACACAGAAUCAUUUGCCAGUUUUGUUGGAAGAGAAGCAAAGAGCUUUUGAAAUCCUUGACAGGGGCCUUCUCGGCUUAGACAACACACUUUAUGAAGUUGAGAAAGAAAAGGAAGAAAAAGAGGAACAGCUUGCCCAAUACAGAGCCAAUGCCAGCCAGCUGCAGAAGCUCCAAGCCACAUUUGAAUUCACUGCCAACGUUGCUCGUCAGGAAGAGAAAGUUAGGAAAAAGGAAAAAGAAAUUCUUGAAUCAAGGGAAAAGCAACAGAGAGAGGCGCUGGAACAGGCUGUCGCUAAACUGGAAAAGAGACAUACGGCACUCCAGCGACGCUCUACUCUAGAUGUGGAGAUUGAAGAGCAGAAGCAAAAGCUGGCCACUCUCAACAGCAAUAAUAGUGAGCAGUCAGGUCUCAGGGCUAGUCUAGAAUCAGAGCAAAAAGCCUUAGAACAGGACCGAGAAAGGUUAGAGUGGGAAAUUCAGCAGCUGAAGCAAAAGCUAUGUGAAGUUGGUGGUGUUCACAAAGGGCACCAGGGAACCCUGGUGGAGAAUCCGUCUCACUCCAACUCCCCAGCCAAUGCAGCCAACUCUCAGUCUCAUCUGCUUCCACUGGCCGAUGAUAGGCUUAAUGCUUACAUUGAAGAAGAGGUGCAGCGGCGUCUGCAGAACGUCCGUCCCAGGAUUAGAGAUAGUAGCAUCUGUGUCUCCCGGUCUAUAGAAAUGCGAAAGGAUAAUGAAAAACUUCACAAUGGCACUGCUCAGCGUAAGCUAAAGUAUGAGAAAAGACAAUCUCGGCCAAUGCAAUAUCUAGCUCCACUUAGACCUAGAGGUGAUACAAAUUCUUCCAUUAUCAUUAGAGAAGAAGUAAGUCAAGUAUACUUGAAGAAAGAACAAAGUCAUUCAGUAACAUGGAAUGUAUCAAGUUCUACAAAUUCCUCACUUGUGUCAAAAGGGAGAACCUGCCAAGAAAGAAACCAGUGUUCAGAGCAAGAGUUUUCACGUGAAAUUAACUGUAAGCUAAAUUGCCAUGAAUCUACUGGUAUUUUUGAUCAAGAUUUUUAUCAUGAAAAUUGUCCUCUUGACUUUCUUCAAACAAACAAGGGAAGUACAGAAUGUUUGCAAGGUAAGAUAGAGAAUCUCAGUUAUUCAAGAUACGUGGCAAUGACUGGUGAAGAUGCCUUCAGCUCAAGGAUUGAAAGCAAUUGGACCUUCCUUCAGCAUAAAUCCAGUACAGCAUCUAUAGAGAGUAGUGAUGAGCAGACCAGACAGAGCAACAUGCUUUGCUUAUUCCUUUCUGAAUCGAAUUCCAAUGAAAAGAGUCUAUCCCAGGCAGACUCCCAAGAGUUCACAGACCCACUUCCUAUCCAUGAACAGCAUCUUGAAAAGGAGCCACACAUUACAAAACAAAGCCCCCUGAAGUUCACCCUUCCACCUACAAAUGUCAGGACAGAUACCCUCUAUGGCUUGGAAUAUUUUUAUAGCAAGUUUUCUAGCAUUUAUAAAGAUACGAGGAAUCAUCUUCUCCAAAAUAGCACAAAGAUGGUCAAGCAAGCAAGACAUUUGAGUAGCUUAUAUGACCCUAGUAGUAUGACCUCCCAAGUAACAACAUUAAUUAGAAAUUUGCCAGUUCUUAGAAACUUGCCUCUGGAGAUGCCCUGGAAGUCAUACCUGAAGUGGUCAGAUCCACCUCCUUUAAACGAAGCUCAAGUUGUCAUGAGUGACAAGGACCAGCUAGAAAAAUGUUUGCCAACACAGAGCCCCAUGCACUAUACGGCCCCAGCCAUUUCAUUAACUUCAAAUUUACAAAGUUCUUCUCAAAGCUCUGUUUGUCAGCGACUAUGUGACAGUGGCAGAAAUCAUUUUGCAUUCAGGCAAACUCUUGUGCAGUUUCCAGCUGAACUACUGAGACUUCAGGAAUUGUCUUUAGAAGAUCUCCUAGAGUGUAUGACCUGCUGCCUCCCUGAACUUCUGGGCAAAGUAGAUGAAUUAAAAGGUGUUUAUUGGCUUGCUGUUGCUAAUUGCCGAGAGCCUGACCCACAACCAGCCUGUUUGAUUCUGUGUAGUUCAGCCUUAUAUGCUUUCCUUCUAUCAAAUUAUUGCCCAGACUCUCUUGAUAUUUUUCAGAUCCUUCCCCUUACUGUGCUUAGAGAGAUACAAGUUGGUUUUGGAGGACAAUGUGUAAGACUUCUGGGCUCUACAGAAGACCACUUGCUCACUCUGUUUAGUUACAACAAAGACUUCACUCAACAGAUAUGCUGUGACCUACUAAGUCCCUUAAUGUCUGUGUCAGACAGUGUCUUUUGUUUUAAUCAUCCUUUGCUCAGGGAAGAUUUAGUUCAGCUUUCACUCGAUUGGAGAACAGAGGUUACUGAUUUGGUUUUGACAAGUGGAGUGAGAGUGACAUCUAAAUUCCAAAAUGCCCUAGUUGACAUUAUUUACUUCCUUCAUGGAAACAUGGAAAGCAAUAUUCCCUCCCUGGCAGAGGUUCAAUUACUAUUAUAUACUACAGUCAAAGUAGAGAGUGACUCUGGCCAAACAUGUUGUAAGUCAUUAGUUCUUCUUAAUACACAUAUUGGACUUGUGAGAGAAGAUUGUGUUUUUUAUCCCCUUACAGUUUCUCCAAGAAUAUCUCCUCGAUGUUCACAGUUUGAUGUGUUUAAGUUACGUGAUUUAAAUGAAUUCAGAUGUGUUGUUGCAGACCAGAAAAACUUGUUAGAAGUGAAGCUUGUCUUUUUCAAAAAGCAUAAAAUUGCAUCUGAUUCAAGAAUUGUUUUUUCUGGACAACAGUUAUCCAGUUCCCCAUCGUAUGUUGUAGAUGCCCAAAAUGAUCCAUCUGACAUCUGGAAACUAACUUUUAAUUCACAAGAUGAAGCUCUUUGGCUAAUUAGAUACUUGACAAGAUUCUAGAGAGUAGAGUUUCAA